Messenger RNA from Pelobates fuscus (common spadefoot toad), 945 nucleotides. RefSeq names its product olfactory receptor 5AP2-like. Gene Ontology annotation, cellular component: membrane. The coding region runs from base 1 to 945 and encodes 314 amino acids. The transcript has a single exon. Lineage: Eukaryota; Metazoa; Chordata; Amphibia; Anura; Pelobatidae. The record is from RefSeq and is a predicted model, not a curated record. Gene Ontology annotation, biological process: sensory perception of smell; G protein-coupled receptor signaling pathway. Gene Ontology annotation, molecular function: G protein-coupled receptor activity; odorant binding; olfactory receptor activity.
AUGUCAAAACACAUCAAUAGUUCCAGAGUGAAUGAAUUUAUCCUCAUGGAUUUUUCUGAGAGGCAUGACCUACAGACAGUUUUAUUCUUUCUAUUUCUACUAAUGUAUCUUUUCACUGUAUUGGGAAACUCAGGUAUAAUAUUUCUUGUGUAUCAUAAUGCCAAUCUUCACACUCCCAUGUACUAUUUUAUCAGUAGUCUAUCAUUUUUAGACAUUUGCUAUUCUACGGAUAUUGUCCCACAAAUGAUAGCAGUUCUCCUUUCUGAGAAGAAGACUAUCUCCUACGUUGGAUGUGCAGUUCAACUCUUCUUCUUCUGUGCAUUUGGCAGCACCAAAUGUUGCCUCUUUGCUGUAAUGGCCUACGAUCGCCAUGUUGCAAUAUGCAAUCCACUAAACUACAGUUUAUUAAUGCAGGAAAGGACAUGCUGGGUACUAGUAUCUGGAGCUUAUACUAUUGGAUUCCUGCACUCAGUAAUUGAGACCUGUUGCACAUUCAGCCUCUCGUUCUGCUCCUCAAAUAUCCUCCACCAUUUUGCCUGUGAUUUUCCUUCAUUGCUAAGUUUAUCUUGCACAGACACAACAGCCAAUAAGAUUGUUCUAUUUAUUUUUUCAUCAUUAUUUGUAUUUCCUCCUGUCUUGAUCAUCCUUACAUCAUAUGUCUCCAUCUUUUUGGCCAUCAUGAAGAUAAAAGCUUCAGAAAGCAGAAAAAAAGCUUUCUCAACUUGUGUCUCUCAUAUCAUCUCAGUUACCUUACUGUAUGGAACAAUUUUUUAUGCCUAUUUAAGUCCAAAAUCCAAAUACUCUUCAGAAAACGGGGCUGGAGCUACUUUUGUUUAUGCUGUGGCGAUACCCAUGUUAAAUCCAAUAAUUUAUAGUUUUAGAAAUAAAGACAUUAAAACUGCAAUGCAAGUGACAUUUCAUGAAAUGAUCACAAGGAGAAUUUAA